GUGGAUGAAGAGGAAGUGAAGGGCAUGGCUUUAAUAGCAACUCAACCUUUGCUGUGCAACACCCGUUGCCCGAUUGUUCCAAGACCAGCACCCUUCAAUCCUAACCCUCCUUCACUCUCUCUGUCUCAUCCCCACCUCUAUCCUUGCAAACAUCCCUGCAAAACAUGGCUCGCAACCUCCUUUUCUAUCCUCCAUACUCCAAAACCCCUCCAUUCGACGGCCAUUGUAUGCCAUUCGUCUCGCCGGAAGUCCACCGCCAUGGUUUCCACCUCGGAAGAAGGCGAGGAUGGUAGUUUGCGGCGAGUUUUUCAGGUGGCUCUGUGGGCCGCUGAGGCUGUUUACAUCUUGUGGCUCUUUUUGCUCCCUUAUGCUCCUGGUGAUCCUGUAUGGGCCAUCAGUUCGAGCACAAUAAACGAUCUCAUCGGUCUUUCUCUCAAUUUCUUCUUCAUUUUGCCUUUGACAAAUGCUGUUGGCAUUCGUCUGAUUGAUGCCCCAGUUCUUCACCCGAUGUCUGAGGGAUUAUUCAACUUUGUUAUUGGGUGGACGCUGAUGUUUGCUCCAUUGUUAUUCACGGAUUGUAAGAGGGAUAGAUACAAAGGGUCCCUUGAUGUUCUAUGGGGUCUGCAGAUGUUCCUCACUAACACAUUCUUAAUUCCCUACAUGGCAAUUCGGCUGAAUGAAGCUGAUGCAGAUGGCACUCCUAGCAAGCGCUCUCCACUGGGCUCUGUGAUGACAAAUGGUGCAGCCAUAGUGGGAUUAGUUGGUGGGGCUGUAUGUCUGUUAUCUGCAAUAUGGGCUCUUUAUGGUCGAAUGAAUGGUGACUUUGGGAGCAUAACAGAUAGAUGGCAGUUCCUAGUAAGCUAUUUGGGUUCAGAAAGGCUGGCUUAUGCCUUCAUUUGGGACAUAGGUUUUUACUCAAUCUUCCAGCCCUGGUUGAUUGGUGGGAACCUACAAAAUGUUCAGAAAAGCAAGGUAGGUCUUGUAAGUUAUCUUAGAUUUAUCCCUGUUGUCGGCUUAGUUGCCUAUCUUCUCUUUUUGGAUCUUGAGGGGGAACAAUAGUUUGAUGCUGUACUGCAGUGAUACGUUAAAAAAGAAUUGAGUCUAGAAAUACGUUAAAAGUCUUGAAGUAGGAAGAGGAGAAAUUUGUAGCUCUGUUUGCUGUAAAAGAGAGCAAGCCAUUUUUUGCUUUGAUGAAUUCUUGAACUGUUCACAUAGGAGAUGAAGCUUUUCUUGCAUCUGUUUCUUGUUGCUGUUUAAAUAAUGCAUGUUUGUAUCUAAAAAAAAGUAUAGUUUGGAACAAAAAAUAAUACUAAUUGCCUCUAAUUGUUUGCUUCUAAAAGAACUCUUAUUUGGGUGGUGUAUAAUUAUUGAUUGAUUUUAAUCUAUCACAUGGUACCAACUACCAAGCCAUUAGCAAUUGUGGAAGUGGGACAUGUAACUUGGCUGCGUUAGGCAGAGUGUAUGUCGAUAAGAAGUAGUAGCUGUUGAAGGUUCUGAAGGAGCAAUUUUUUUUUUUUUCAGAAUCUGAUUAACGCGAAAGCAUUCUCUCAUUCAUGCUGAGAGUGAAAUUCUAGCAGCAAUUACACCCCAGAGU
This is a messenger RNA of Durio zibethinus, 1594 nucleotides long. RefSeq lists its product as uncharacterized. NCBI's taxonomy places the organism in Eukaryota, Viridiplantae, Streptophyta, Magnoliopsida, Malvales, Malvaceae. The record is from RefSeq and is a predicted model, not a curated record.